Molecule: messenger RNA, 1450 nt
Organism: Heterotrigona itama
Lineage: Eukaryota; Metazoa; Arthropoda; Insecta; Hymenoptera; Apidae
Source: the annotation of a GenBank genome assembly
AGGACCUACUAAUCUACCACUACUACCAUCUACUACUUAGGAUGAUUGUCAUGACUGUAGAUGAGAUCAGCAAUACAGGCAAUACAGCUAGGAGUCACACUAGUAACAUCCAACCUAGAAAAAGCCGAGUACCAGGUCUAAAUCUUCUGCGGGAGAUUCUGAACCCGGAUACGCCGGACUCGUGCCGCGGCCGACCACUGGGUAAGAUCUCACGCGCGGCCGAUGGCCGAUUCGUGGUGGCGGACUCGGUCCUCAGCUCGGCGAACAACAGCAUCCUGGACGCUUCGAGCAGCGACGAUGGUGGAUUCCUGCCGAAGCAGCGGCUCAAGUCUUCCUGGCGGCGGCCGCUCGUCGGUACCAGCCAACUCAGCCUCAGGUCCGACGGUAGCGGUGUCUCGAUCGGAGGUCUACCGUCCAUUCAUCAUCAUCACGGGACGGUGAACUCGUUGGCCAGGAUAGCGCCGACAAUCUGCACGAUCUCGUCGCCCAGGUUCUUGGCCAGUUCACCGAGCGGGCCGCAGGUACCCUGGACGCCUUUGUACUUCAGCGAUCUCAGCUCGGUCAGGCAACCAUCCUCUGGAGAACGUUCUUUUCCGACGCCGCCCGAUUACCUUCAGCUUCGUAGCGUGCACCAGCGAUACAGCCAGGAGCUUCCCUCGUUGAAAGCGAUCCAUGCCGAGUCCAGGAGGUUCGUGCCGGUUCAACCGUUGGCCACUUCCUCGCCGCCUCAGUCGGCCGGUAGGUCGAGGGCGAGGUUACCUCCUAGACACGCAAGGCACGCGAGGUCCGCUCCGGAGCUGGCCGCGUCUCCAGAUCUGGAGACAUCGCCGGAGAGUAGGUCUAGCAGCUCGGGUUUCGCCAGCAAGAAUACCUCGCAGCAGAAUCAAAGUUCAAGGAGCGGUAGUACUGUGGCCGAGUGGAGGCCACCGCCUUACAGGCCGCCCCCGCCGCCUCUGGUCGGCCGGUGGUUGGAGCUUCAGGAUCAAGCAAAAGUCGAGCACACGCAUAUCCAGAACGCCGUGGACGCCGGCAGCGUCGACGGGCACUACGAGUUCGAUCCUGUCUCGUGUACACCGACCCCUACGUCCGCCUCUACUCCGACCAGAGAGGAGAGGCCGCCGGUGCACCAGAUUCACACCAUUCACGUACCACACAUUCACCAGGUGCACACGAUUCAUCAUCAGGCGCCGAGGUACAGCAGGGACAACAUCGAGGCCAGAGUACAAGCGAUGAAGGCCGAGUUCCAUCAGUUUCGACAGCGGCAAGCGAGGAGAAGACAGAGCGCGCAUCUCGAGAGCGCCUGUUGAGACGGCACUGUUCACUAGUAACUAAGCUACAUCAUUGGAUUUCCACACAGUUCGAUCAUUGGAUAUCUGCUCCGAUUCGUUGCUUCUUCGCCUCUCUUCCUUUCCUCUUCCAUUAUUGUGGUCCUCUCUCUCUCUCUCUCUCU